AAAUAAAUUUUAUAAUAAAUUUUAAUGACUUCUAUGAAUAAUUUAAUUUAGAGAAAGUUUGUCGUAAACAUACAAACAAAAAAUGUCAGAAAACAAAGAGCAAGAAGUAAUUGAUAUAAAAGAUGACACAUUAGAGGAAACAAACGCUGAAAACGAUUUCAAUUUGGAUAAUAACAAUGAGAAUGAAUGCCAAACAACUAAAUCAAAUGGGAGUGAGAAGGGGUUCACAGUGUUUGGGUAUAAGAUGUCUCAAAUCAAAUGGGGAAAUGUGGUAUUUCUAACGGUUAUGCAUAUUCUGGCCGCUUAUGGAUACUAUCACUGCAUUGUAGUCGACAUUAAGGCACUGACCGUCACUUUUAUUUAUAUAAUAUCGUGCGCUUCGGGAUUAGCAUUUUGGUCGGUUCCCAUCGGCUGUGGGCUCACCGCUCGUUCAAAGCUCGAU
Molecule: messenger RNA, 442 nt
Organism: Oppiella nova
Lineage: Eukaryota; Metazoa; Arthropoda; Arachnida; Sarcoptiformes; Oppiidae
Source: the annotation of a GenBank genome assembly